This is a messenger RNA of Pseudogymnoascus verrucosus, 7605 nucleotides long. RefSeq lists its product as uncharacterized. The record is from RefSeq and is a predicted model, not a curated record. NCBI's taxonomy places the organism in Eukaryota, Fungi, Ascomycota, Leotiomycetes, Thelebolales, Thelebolaceae. The transcript is spliced from 2 exons. Bases 1360 to 7404 code for a protein of 2014 amino acids. Gene Ontology annotation, cellular component: cytoskeleton.
AAUCGCAGUAAUUCACCAUAUAUUUUCUGCAUUUUACCGUCAUUUCGAGACUCAUUUAACAAGCGGGCCCUCCCUGGCCCUUCCUCGCAAACGUGGAUCCACUAGGAACGGCCCGUGACCAAUUACAAUUCGCAAAAUCCGCAGAUUCCCCAAUGUACCCCUGAACUCUCAAGGGACAUCCGUCCAUCCUGCCAGUCACACGUAAAUUGAUGGGGACACGCUCAAUCCGGUAAUCUCUCCAAGAAUAAUCUUGAGAGAGAUAGAAUCACCGUCCUCAUCCUCAUCCUCACCAUCAACAAGUCGCCACCAUCGUCAUCUCUCCCCUGAUAUCCUUCAUCUUCGCAUUCGGGCUCUUGCUUUGCACGCCAUCUCCGUGUGCUCUUCUACGACUCGAGCGAAUGUCUACUCCUCCCGUGUCGCGUCCAUCAACAAUGUCAUUUCUUUAGAUCUGUGCUGGCCAACUUUUCCUCACGUCGCGUCAGGAUAUUGCAGAUCAUCGCCUUCCAGACUCCAGCAGUCGACUAGACGUUCGCCAGAGAAGACGAAGCUGCAGACGACUUCGAUAUCGUUUGCGCUCGUCUCACAACCCCAGCAAAUAUUUCGCUCUCGUCUUCACCGUCUUCGUCGCGCGCGGCUCCCGUUGCUUCGAUAGACUUUAUACCCGCGACGCCCGAGUCCGACGACUUCGUGCCUGGUUCACCCGCAUUCUCUUCGAGCUCGACGGCGGAAGGAGGUUCCUCUCCUAUUCUUCCGCCCCUGCCACAGCCGACCAUCAACGGUCGCAGCCUCAACCUCUCCAACACUCCGCCUUCCGAGUCCCGUACGGAAUCUAGCCGCUACUUUACCAGCUGGGGCUCUCCAUACCAGGAACCGGCAGACCCAGUCCCUUCACGCCCGCAUCGUGGGACUUUGAGCAGCGAUACUUCCGAAGACUCGCCUCUUCGGAGAUUAGACUUUCACUCCCUGCACCUUCGACCCCCGCCUAGCUUUCUCCGUUCCGCUACAGAGCCUGUCGCUGCCCCUGUGAGUGCCAGCGUAUUAGUUAAUCGAGCUCGCAGACCGACUCGUGGCUUGACUGAAGAUUGGAUCAGACAGCAUACCGCAACCGAAGAUACAGAGAUUGAACGGUUAGCCUGGCUCAGUGACAGCAAUAAAUCUGACGAGAAAGGGUACUCUUCACUGAGUAGCUCUGAGGCCGAAGAUCAGCUUGAGGAAUACGAAUUUGGACAAAAAACGCCAACACUAAAAAGCUUUCUUGAGCGACGCUAUAGCAAGCACGACAGCCGACGCCAUCUCAGAGGCCCUAGCGCGGAGACUAUCCGACCAAGGGACGUUCCCAGAUACAAGGCGCCUACCAGUAUGACUUCCUCGGCGAGUUAUGAGACGGCCGCGCAGUCUGUGGCUGGCAUUGUCGCACAAGAUGAUGUCUUUGCUGCCUCGCACGACACCCCGCCACCAACUAUAGACAAGCCGCUUCCGACACCUCCGGCGGAUACCGCUUCAAGUUGGCGCGCAGCGGCGCUGCCUAUGGCGAGCGAUGUGGCUCUUGAAGACCUUACACCAAAGCCAAUCCCAUCCCCAAACCCUGAGCCUCCGAGGCUGAAGACCAAAGUUCCUUGGGGAAAGAAGAACAUAUCCAUUCUCCUGCCAUUAGACGAAGAUCGCGGGCAAGAAGGAAAGGGCCCUAAACCAUUGACUGAAAAGGAUGUCAUCUCGAUGCUGCGCGACUGGGAGCAGCUCGGCUACAAUGUCACGGGCUUCAACCUCGACGCCGACGGUGAGCCGCAUGAAGCAGUGUCCCAGGGGCAAAGCCGAGGCAUGUGGCCGGAUGCUACUGAGAUACGUCUUGAACGGGACGCCCGUGAUUACAGGAUCAGCAUUCCUGACAGACGACACUGGGAUGCAUACGUAGAGGAGCUGAAAGAGGCCAAAUUACGAGCUCUCGGAGUAUCACUGGGUGAUGAAGAUCCCAUCCCAGCACCUUCACCCGCUCCAACGCUGAGCCGUCAAGCUUCAGCGCAAUAUGGAUUACCCUUCCAGCCUCCGCUCCCAACAUCGUCUGCUGCUAGCAGCCAUGGUACGCAGCCCUCCAAGCUCUUCUCGCCGCCAUUGCUUCCUGGCGCUGGUCCUGCAACAGGACAGAGCUCGUUUGUGGGAUCCACCGCGUCAACGUCAUCAGGACACGGCCAUAUGCUGGGAAAGUUUCACAACCCACGCCAAUCGAUUUCAUUCUCUGGCGGGGAACACCCAUUCGGGUCGCCCUACGGUGGCUCCCAACAGCAGUCUCCUGUCCCAUGGUCUCCUCAACAGAUGCUAUAUCAGGGUAUGCAUCGUGGUGGUUCUCCAUCUGUGCAUAAUUUCGGUGGAUUUGCUUCUCCGGGCUCGCCUUUGCCACAGGACGGUUAUUUCCCCAACGAGACCACCCCAAUCGCCGUUCAACCCCAGCGACAGUUCUCCAACCAAAUGUCGUUCCAUCAAGUCCAGCAAUCCAUCUCAAGACAGUCCCCACGACUUCAUGAGUUCCAAGCGGAUAGCGAAAAGAGCGCUUCAAAGACGCCCGAGGCCAAUCAGCCCGCUCAUCGCCUCAAUCUAAGUGACAGUCUACAGAAGGAAAUUGAAGAUGCAGAGUAUCAUUUGGAAGAACAAUUUGAACGUCAAUUGGAUCAUGAUGACUACAGCCCUCACUCGGAGCGAGCCCCUGUAUCGCCUCCACAAGCGGAGCAGCAGCAGCAGGAGAAACCCAAGCCAGCCUUUGCAGGCUUGAGUGCUUCCAAAUAUGCUGAUGAAGAAGGGCCUGUUUUAUACCACCCGCAACCCCACAGCCGGGGGCAUUCACUUUCCCAGCGUCCAUACGAUGGAGAAAGUGCCAGCCCCACACUCGCCUCUGAGCCUGCUAAACUGGAGACGUCUGAAAGCUCCGCCAAUCCAAGUGCUCUAGGCACCCCGAAAUUUGUCAACAGCAGCAUUCACCAAAGAUCUCAGUCCAUUGCCACCAACCUAUGGGCAGAUUCUGAGCCAACCUCUGGUGCCGAAAAGGCUAGUCGCGGUCAUGUGUCCAAGGCUUCAACGUCCAAGCUGAACGUGGCGGCACCAGAGUUCAAGUUCAACGCUUCGACCUCCUCCGAGUUCAAGUUCAACCCCGCAUCUGCCUCCGAGUUUAAAUUCAACCCAGCUGCAUCCUCAGAGUUCAAGUUCAAUCCCGCAAGCACGUUCACACCUAGCAAACCCAUCUUUGCCGCCCCGCAGCCGGAAGUGUCAGCUUUCAAUACCACAUUCCAGCCGAUCAGUCCCAGCCCAGUGUCGCCUCCAGUCACAUUUGGUGGCAGCAAGAUCAACGUCAAUGCUGCUCCAUUCACACCAGGCCAGAGCGAGUUCAGCUUCUCCUCGUCGGGGCCAAUGUUUAGACCUGACGCACCCGAGUUCACUCCACUGGCUUCGUACAUGUCUGAUUCUGCUGGCAGCUCUGCCGAAACACCUGCAAACCUGAGAUCGUCCAUCUUUGGUAACAUUAGCAUGAGCCUGUCCGACAUAAUCAAGCAGCCCAAAAAGUCCAAGGCCAUUCCAAUCAUUCGGCCAGACACUUCGUCUGGCAAGAGUGGAGAUGAGGAUGGUGGUGUAGAGGGCGAGGACGGCCGCAUCACGCAGGGAGACGGCCGAUUCAAGAGGUCCAGGGCAGAUGUAGGCGAUGGCGAUUCGGUUCCACUAUUUGCCCAGCCUACCAUGCCACUCCAAGAGACGACCCGAGAACAAUCCCCACCAAAGGAUGCAACUCCAGUUACAGCCAAACCAAUUGACAAGGAGAACGCCUCACCGAUGGACCUCGACCAAGAGCCUCUUCGCAUUGUACCGGUGCCGGAGCGUGCUCUGCAGAAUCAAACCCGGAGUCGAUUCGAGGACUCACCAGACUAUGAAGGCAAGGCCUGGGCUCCAUACGAAUGGCAGCAACAGGAGGAUGCCGUCGACUUCAGCAGGUCCAACCCUCACUCUAUCGGCAGCGCCCCGUUCACGGUCUUGGACCAAAACGUCCCAGCGGAGGAGCCUGCUGCACCCGCGCCACCGGCUGAAAACAAUGACCACAAGAAGCAUAAGAAGAACUCGCUGUCUGCACUUGCAAAACCAUUCCAAUUCGGUUCAAACUGGUUCGGGACUGAACCGACUGAGCCAGAGGCGUCAGCUCCUACCAAUCCAUUCGCAUAUGUUGCCCCCGAGCCCGCAAAAGUCACUCCUGCACCCCGCAAGGGGCUCGCAAGCUCGAGAUAUGCGGACCCAACUCCCUCGCCACCACCACAUCGAAGCGAGGUCGACGCAGAGGUCGAAGCCAGUGAUCCUGAAAUAUCAGCGUUGGAAGAGCCCGCACCACAAAGCCCAGCAGCUUACGACGGAGCUUCUUACAUUGCUACCCCGCCUCGGGAGGCUUCGUUCGAGGAGAUCGACGAUAUCAUGCGCCACAUCAACGAGGCCGACUCGUCCAUGGGUGCUGUCAGACACGUAACGGAGCCCGUCGGCUCGGAGCAGACUCUGCAGAUGCCGCACAGCGAGUCGUCUCCCAUUCGCCUCCAUCCACAAAAUCUGAUGCGCAGCGAUGCUCCGAGCCCUAGCCCGCGACGCUUCCAGGCUCUUCCUGGAGGCCGUGGACAACGAGUCUUCUCCAGGGUUGAAGACGACCCAUUCGUGUCUCACUCGCCAAUUGCCAGGGCAUUCGAGACCUCUCCUAUCCACCAUCUCAAUGGUGAUGAGAGCGUGGAGCCAAGCGACUGGGACAGCGUUUUGGAUCGUGAUGACGAGUCUAAAUUCAACGCUCGAUCUCAAUUCUUUGACAGCCAUGUCAAUGAUAUCGUUGGCGGCAUUCUGGCCGAAAAGCUAGGGCCCAUGGAGCAAGCGUUGCAAGUCAUUCAGCUGUCACUUGCAACCUUACGACCACCUUCGAGCCGCAGAGCCCGCCGCAGUAUGUCUGCCGAGUUCCAAGAAAGCGAUGCCGACGAUGAAGACGACGAUGAGGGUCAUCGCCGAUCACUCAGUCCCAGGAAGGAUCGAAAGCUUGACAAGAUGCGAAGCAUGAUUGCUGAGGCAUUUGCAGAGCAUCACUCAGUGCAGCGUGCUACGAGCCAACCCGAGGACGUCCAGGGACACUCUGAGGUCCUCCAAGCUCUCAAGGAGCUUCAAGGCCAGUUUAGCCAACCCAAGCAUACUGAUGUCGAUUUCCGCAAUAUUGUCGAAAGUGCAAUUGAGAGCCGGAUGCCGGUUGCCCCAGUCGUUGACGAUGCUGCGCAAGCCAAGAUCGCUGAGCUAGAAGCAAAGGUUUCUGAGAUGACGGCAAAGAUUACAUCCGCCGACGAGAAGAUGGAGUUGGAGGUCACGAACCGCCGCACUGCCGAGGAUCGUCUGUCUGAGGUCCAGAGGCUUCUCCGAAUCUCUUCUGAGGAAGAGGUGCGACUCCGAGAGUCGCUCGAGGAGCGCGAUAAGAAGGUCAAGACUUUGGAGGACACGAGAGCCAAGAAUGCAAUGAGGUCAAAUCUGCUCGAGGCCAGCUCGCAAAACUCGCAGAAAAAUCACUCCGACCUCACCAACAGAAUCGCCGUGUUGGAGAAGGACAUCGCAGAUGCUCGCCAGCAAGGCCGUCAAUGGGAAUUUGAGACCCAGAAGGCCACUGAGAUGGCCAACGCAAGCAAGGACGAUGCCGAGAAAGCGACUGCAGAGUCAACUGCCCUCAGACGUGCAGUCGAGAGCCUCAAGCUUCAAAUGCAGGAGAGUCUCCGCGUCCGCGAGAACUUCCGCAACAAGCUGGGCAACCUGCAAGAUGAUAUGGCCAGGGCAGCCCAGGAAGUGUCACAGGAGAACGCCCAACGCGCAAAGAAGGAGCAAGCUCUUAUUGCGCGACAGGAAGUCCUCGACGCGAGGCUGCAAGCUGAGGCGCGCACCAGAGAGCGCCUUGAGAAGGAGAUCGAGAGGCUUGAAGCUGGUGAACGCGAAGGCAUUCGCGCUGUUAACGACUCAAAGAAGCUGGAUAUUCUCGUGGUUAACCUUGAGAACGAACUCAAUGCCGCCGAGAAGAACGUCCUGCGCCACAAACGCGAGUUUGAGGAGGCUCGCGAGUCCGGCUUGAGCGAAGUCCAGCGAACCAGGAACUACAUGCAAGCCGAAAUUGAAGCAGCCAACAACCAAGUCAAUAUCGUCAGACAAGACCUCGAGGAUCAACUUGCGAGGGUUAGAGCAGACUUGGACCACGUCAAGCUUGAUGCGGAUACUGCCCGAGAGAGGCAUGAUAUGCUGCUAGAGGAGGCGACAGAGUCCAAGGCCAAAGAACUGAAUGAACUCAUCCGCCGCCACCAAGACCAGAUCGAGGAUAUGCAAACCCAACAUGAGCGCCAGCUCAGCAAUACCCUCGAAGACGCACAACGAUCUGAGCAGCACCUUCUCGAGAGGCUGAGCCUGUCAUCUGCCAAGACAGAGCACCUUCAAGACCGAGUGGCUCAUGUCGAGGAGAAGCUUGAGGUUGCCAAAUCGGCGGCUCUUGCUGCGGUACAAGCUGCCCGAACUGUCAAGGACGCUGCCCAAACACCUGCUCUGUCAAUGAAGCUUCCCGAGAAGGUCUCGCCGCAAGCUCUCCGCGAGUCCAUCAUGGUCCUCCAAGAGCAGCUCCAGAACCGCGAACAAACAAUCGAGUCGCUUGAGCACCAGCUCGCCGGUGUCGAUCUCGAUGCGCCAACGAAAAUAGCAAAGCGUGAUGACGAGAUCAUGUGGCUCCGUGAGCUUCUUGCCGUGCGUGUUGGUGAUCUUCAGGAUAUCAUCAACACCAUCGGCGAGCCGGGAUUCAACCCGGAAACUGUCAGGGCAGCCGCCAUCCGCCUUCAGGCAAAUCUCCAAAUGGAGGAGCAAGAGCGCGAGCGUGCGAUUAGUGGCGGCUCAGCCAUCAACUUGCCAAACAUAGCUGCCAGCAUCCGCGAGGCAGCAUCGCCUCGCGUUGCACAGGUCGUCGGACCGAUGGCAGCUGCGUGGGGUAGCUGGCGCAAGACUCGCGAAGGUCUCCAGCCAGCAAGAGCGAGCCCAGCAGGAACAGUGGCGUCCGGUGCUCAGAGCUUUCUUUCGGGCUUGAUGACCCCGCCAGCCACAACAGUACGCCAAACUCCACCUCCACCACAGGCCCAGCCGAGUGCGUUCCAGAACACUGGCCGCCGGCUUGCUGCUGCUCAAAUGGCAAGAGAAAGGGCAAGUCCCAGGAAGGAGCUUGCCAAGGGAAAGGCGCGUGCAGGCAGUGCCGAUGAGCCACCAGCGACUCCUCCAAUGAUGCACAGGAGCAACUACGACGCUGAUGCACGGGCAGAGGAUUACAGUGACGCCGGAUUUUAUGAUGAUGAUGAGAGUACCGUCGAUGAAACAAUGUUCGGAGCAAAUCUAGGGAGGUGAUAGCCCCGCCUUAAUAUCUAUCAAAACAUUUUCCUUUGUCAUAGUGUAGAGAACAGAAAGAGAUACCCAGAGCAAGCGCGAGCGAGUGCGAAAUCUUGGGCAGAUUGUUAUAAUUAGGCUUUCUUUGUACCGUAUAUUUUUGCAAAAGGUUGGCAGACGAGUGGGUUAGAUACUCACUGUAAUGAACAUAAUUUUUAUAUC